Molecule: messenger RNA, 3989 nt
Organism: Onychostoma macrolepis
Lineage: Eukaryota; Metazoa; Chordata; Actinopteri; Cypriniformes; Cyprinidae
Gene: ankhb
Product: ANKH inorganic pyrophosphate transport regulator b
Exons: 13
Coding region: 1284-2789 (501 amino acids)
Biological process (GO): phosphate ion transmembrane transport
Cellular component (GO): membrane
Molecular function (GO): phosphate transmembrane transporter activity
Source: RefSeq, a predicted model, not a curated record
GGAAAUGAGAAACAGGCACAGCUCAAUAAUUCAUAAAGCAUCCGAUGAAGCACGCAGCACUACAACAAUCCGCCUCCAUCUCAGAUUAAUUGUUCACUGAAACUUUUUAAUGAAAUUUUAUGACGGAGGAGUAAAGAAAUGCCAGAAGAGAUGUCUCAGAAGUUUAUGAAUGCAUGAACCUUUCAAUUGGUAAAAGGUUUAGUUUUGGGGGGUGUAAUAGCCAAACCAGCUUCAAUUAAUCUUGUAUGGUUUACAUUACAUUGUGACAAGGAAAGAAAGAAAGAAAGAAAGAUCAGCAUUAUAAGAUCUAAAAAAUAUUUUGGAGCAUAUUUUACUAGCACCUUUAUAUGCUUCUGACUGGCCAAGUCGUUCUGUGCUUAAAAAAAUUAAUGGCUUUAAAAACAGUCCUGUAAUAAUAACCUAUGCAAAUGUAUGGUCUCUGCAGCUGCAGAAUUUUGGAUGAAUGCAAUUUAAAUGAAAUUUAAAACUAAUUAUCUAUAAUGACGGCAAUAAAAAAAAUGACAGUCCAGUAGAUAUUUUCUCAUGAUUUGUACUAACAAUUUUUAUUUCAUUAUGCUAGUUAUGUGACUUCAUUGUGUAUUUGACUCAAAGCCCCAUCUGUUCACCAACACAAUAGUCAAUAUUUUACCCUAACAUACACUAUAAGACAGGGGUCACCAGACUCGGUCCUGGAGGGCGGUGUCCUGCAGAGUUUAGCUCCAACCCUAAUUAAACACACCUGAACCAGCUAAUCAAGGUCUUACUAGGUAUACAGGCAGGUGUGUUGAGGCAAGUUGGAGCAAAACUCUGCAGGACACCGGCCCUCCAAGAUCAAGUUUGCAGGUGACGUUCAGAAGAGGAGGGGCUUUUGUGCGCCGACCGUCCCCCACGUGUUGUUAAGGAAGGAUGAUGAUGAUUUAAGUACAGUUAUCCGAGUGGCCAUCUACAGCAGAAUAGCGGCUGACCCAGCGACUCCAUGCAUGCGGCUUUAUAUCUGUGCCGCACUUAAUCGCCGCGGCCGAUUAUAUGUUUUUAUUUUCCUCUCCACUGAUGGGUGAACAAUGGAGAAGCCGUCAGCAGAAAUUUCUGGUGACCCUCCUAUUUUCCCAUACACCAGAUCAUUGUUUAUGAUGCUGUUGUUGUGUAGGAGGGCAGGGACGGACCUGAUCUCGGCGGAUUUCUGCUAGAAAACACUCAGAACUCGACGGGCUGUGACCGGCCUCGCAUCCUUCCAGACCCGAGCAGCUGAUGUUGGCGGUGCUGCCGCUCUCCUCCCGGCGAUCAUGGUGAAAUUCCCGGCGCUUACGCACUACUGGCCUCUCAUCCGAUUCCUGGUGCCGCUGGCCAUAACCAACAUAGCCAUCGACCUCGGCGAACAGGCUUUGAACAGGGGUAUUGCAACAGUUAAAGAGGAUGCGGUAGAAAUGCUGGCCAGCUAUGGUCUGGCCUACUCCCUCAUGAAGUUCUUCACUGGUCCUAUGAGCGAUUUCAAGAACGUAGGGCUGGUGUUUGUCAACAGCAAACGGGACCGAACCAAGGCAGUCCUCUGUAUGGUCGCCGCAGGAACCGUGGCUAUCAUUUUCCACACUCUUAUUGCCUACACAAAUAUGGGCUAUUAUAUCAUUAACAAACUGCACCAUGUGGAUGAGUCUGUGGGGAGUAAGACCCGGAAGGCGUUUCUCUAUCUGGCUGCUUUUCCUUUACUUGACGCCAUGGCCUGGACUCAUGCCGGAAUCCUUCUGAAGCACAAGCACAGUUUCCUGGUGGGAUGUGCGUCUAUUUCUGAUGUUGUUGCACAGAUUGUGUUUGUCGCUAUUUUGCUCCACAGUCACCUGGCGUGUGUGGAGCCCUUGUUGAUCCCAAUCCUCUCUCUGUAUAUGGGCGCCUUGGUACGCUUCACGAUCGUUGGUUUGGGUUACUACAGGAACAUUCAUGACAACAUCCCAGAAUCCAGUGGGCCUGAGGUUGGGGGUGAUGCCACUAUUAAAAAGAUGCUAAGCUUUUGGUGGCCGUUAGCUCUCAUCCUGGCUACACAGCGGAUUAGCAGACCCAUCGUCAACCUGUUUGUGUCACGGGAUCUGAAAGGAAGCACAGCUGCCACAGAGGCUGUCGCAGUUCUCACAGCAACAUAUCCAGUGGGUCAUAUGCCAUAUGGAUGGCUCACCGAACUCAGAGCUGUUUACCCUGCAUUUGACAAGAAUAACCCAAGCAACAAGUUGGCCAACAGUGGUACAGUUGUGACAAAGUCCCACAUCAGGCGCUUCACUUUUGUUUGUUUGGCUCUUUCUAUAACACUCUGUUUUGUGGUGUUCUGGGCGCCACACAUUUCUGAGAGGAUCCUGGUGGACAUCAUUGGAGUAGAUCAUGCCUUUGCUGAGAUGUGUGUCGCUCCAUUACGAAUUUUCUCCUUCUUUCCCAUUCCAGUGACAAUUCGUGCUCACCUGACUGGUUGGCUCAUGACACUGAAGAAGACCUUUGUCCUGGCGCCCAGCUCUGUCCUCCGCAUCAUUGUCCUCAUUACCAGUCUCAUAGUGCUGCCUUACAUGGGGGUACAUGGAGCCACACUUGGUGUUGGGUCCCUGCUGGCUGGUUUCCUUGGGGAGUCUACUAUGGUUGCGAUCGCAGCAUGCUAUGUCUAUCGAAAACAGAAGAAAAAGAAAGACUCUGAUGAAGACAUGACCAUCGACGGGGAGGACUCAGCCCCCAUGAACGAGGUCAGGGCCGGGGGCCGCAUGGACGACAUUGUGGAGUUGAGAGAAGAGGAUGAGGAAGAGCUGGAGGAAGACUGAGCAGUGGAUUCAAGGCUGAGCAGGAUGUGUUGUGGGAAUCAGGGCCUUCUUGCUUUCUCGGGCAGUGUUUUUAUUGCUUACUGUCCCCUGCUGCCGCCUUUCCCUCCUGCCGAAGCGAGAGCCCAGCUCACCUUUUCAGUGUGCACACAGUUCAAAUAAACACAGAGGGAGAUUUAGAUAUCAGUCGUCAAGACUACAGUCGUCUGCUGCAGCAUAUCUAUGUUACAGUACACACGCUGACAUACAAAUGCGUACAUGCGUCUUCCAGCUGCCGUCGGGAGAUUUUAUUUUCUGAUGCAGGACAGUGAAGAUAUUGAUCUGUACCAAAGCAAUGUUGUGCAUUAACUGCUAUUUUUUUCUGUAUGCUGAUCUUUAAUGUGCUGCCGUCCUACACGUUUUGAAUCUUCAAAGGAAAGACUACACUAAAUGCAAUUACAUCAUCCGCUUGGAAUGUAUUUUCUGUUUGUUGUUCUUCUUUUUUACUUCUAAUAUUUAUCAGAAAGGACAGACUUGAUAAGAUUUUUGAGGUCCAGAGGCGCUGACCUGUGUUACUGCACAGUUUCAACAUGUUAUUGUUAUUUUUAUUUUUGGCUUUUAUCAUUACAAGAAAUGUCAACAGAGGAUAUAAAUAUAUAUAUUACAGAUUUUUAUUGGAAUUGAGAAUGAAUUUGAUGGACAUCUUAGAAAACAACAGUUUCAGAGUGACAAAUGUUUGAAGUUUAUGGGUCAUCUAGAGGACCUAUUUUUUUAAAUAUAAAUACCAUAUGUUGUAGGUGUAUAAAAUAUGAUACAUUUUGUAUGGGUGAUGUUGUGAACUCUGUAUAUUGUAGGAAAAGAAAGAAUUGGACUGUGUGUUUUCAUAAUUACGUCUAUUGAAGUAUUUUUUGUCUUAUCUUAAUUUAUUUUGGGCAUUCAUUUUGUAUCUCAGGAUGUUCGUGAUGGAAAAUAUUAAAGUAAUAUAAAGUCUGAAUAAUGAUCCCUCCCUAAUGAGCUGUUUUUCAGGUUUCUCCAUGGGACAAAGAUACACAGCUUCUAAGGAUGUUUUAAGCCAGUGUUUGUUUCAUUUAGAUUAUAGUGAAGUCUAGCUGAGCUUGUUCUGUAUUAGAGAUUUCCUGGACAAUGCUUAGUUAUGAUAGAAACAUUUAUUACAGUUUCAGAAGUCUUCAGUCCUCUCAUUAAACAGUGAAAAUGUGGUUUAAA